AUGGCAGUACUCAUGGCGGACAUCAUGAUGCAACAGGCAGAAAAACCAGCAGUGAGCCAGGAAAUCAGGAACAUGUUAAAAGCAUUUGCGUAUGCUCUAGAACAUGUCAGCAUGGACCCUCUCAUAGACAGCUACAACAAAGCGGUAACAGGAAAGCUCAAUGGCCUCAUUGAAUCAGCAAAACAAAAACUUGACAAGGCCAUCAAAACGCCAACCAAAUUUCUGGAUGCUGUUACCACCAAAUGUGGGGAAAUAGUAUCAACAAUGACGGAUCUAGCAAAGGCAACAAAGGCAAUGGCAAAUGCUGGCACAUGCAUCAGCAACAUCAACUCGACAACAACAACAACACUGGCAAUAGACAAAGCCAAAGCAACCAACAUAGUCAAUAUACACAAGUGGCAGAUCAUGGUCACUACCCCGUCAAAGGUGAAAAAGCCCUCAGGAAUAUACACUAAUGGCGAGGAGGAAGCCACCAUGCCAUCCCAACCAGAUACCAUAGAGCAUAGGGACACAAGGAGUAUAUGGAAAACAGCAAGUAUGGGAAACCUGCGCCAAUCCACCCUCAACUUUGGUGGAGUUAUCCCCACUCAGGUCAUGCAACAACUCCAGUCCCAGCCACCAACAACUGGAACAGGGGCAACAAGCUGGAAUCACAAUGGUAUGAACAGAAGCAAAUACCAAGACACAAUGGACAAACUCAGAAUAUUCCAAAUCAACACCAGAAAAUCACCAGAUGCACAUGGCAAACUCAUCAAUACCCUCUCUCCCAAUGACUGGGACAUCAUUGCCAUCCAGGAGCCAGCACUCAACUCCGUAGAGAACAUACAAGCCACCCGACACUGGCAAGUCUUCUACCCCUGUACCAAACCCAACAAAAACCACCCAAGACUCCAUACAGUCACACUAGUCAAUGCAAGAAUCAGCCACUGCAUGCAAAUCAAUGUCACAUCAAGUGACAUAGUUGGUAUUUAUAUAGGUCAGGCAACUAAUCAAACUAGUAUAUACAAUAUCUACAACAAUGGUACUAAUAAUGACAUGCUCAAGCACCUUGCAGCCCACCUUGAGGGCCAACAGCCAAGCAAGAGACAAGCCCCAUCCAUCUGGCUAGGCAACUUCAACAGGCACCAUCACAUGUGGGAAGGCAAGGCCAACGGCCAUCUACGCAGCUCACCUGACAAAAUCACUCUGCUCCUAGAGCUGGUCAUUGAACAUGGCAUGCAACAACUCCUCCCAGUAGGAAUCCCAACUCGAAUAGAGAACAGAAGCGAGACCCACCCAGACAAUGUAUGGGCAUCCGAAGGUAUUGUACAAAGGAUGGUGGAAUGCAACACGUGGCCGGAAUGGAGACCUAACACAACAGAUCACGUACCCAUUGUCACUAUCAUAGACACCAACAUACCAAGAAGCCAAGAGGAAGCACAGCCAAACUACAAACAGACAAACUGGGAGAAGUUCUGCAAAGGGAUAGAGGGAGCCAUCAGAGCAGACAAGACGCUAAGUUCAGAACCAAGAAGCGUAGAGGAAAUGGAGGCUACCAUUGAUGCACUCACAAGCCACUUGCAGAUCCAUCUGAAAGCAAUGACUCCAACCAGCAAAACCAGCAGAUUUCAAAAGCCAUGGUGGUCUGACAAGUGCAAAGAGGCUCACCGACGUAAGUGCACAGCAUAUGCUGAAUCUAGGAGAUGGUGGGCAACCCCAGACCACCCAUCACACCAGGCAUACAGAGUUGCUCAGGACAAGAUGAAAAGGACAGUAAGAGCGAGUAAGGAAGAACACUGGUGGAACUGGAUUGACAAUGCUAAUGACAGCAACUUAUGGAACAUCAACAGAUUCCAGAAGCAAAGCAACAGUGAUGGUAGCAGAGAACGAGUCCCGCCCCUCAAAUCAAGCAACAGCACACUUGCGCAGUUGGAGGAGGAGAAAGCAGCCAUAUUGGCUGAAGCAUUCUUUCCCCCACCGCCAUCCCUAGCACCAGCCAAACCCAUCCUAAUCACAGGACAGCUACCCAAAUGGAGCCCCUACACAGUAGAGAGGAUCAGAUGA
Messenger RNA from Serendipita indica DSM 11827, 2043 nucleotides. The record is from the annotation of a GenBank genome assembly. Lineage: Eukaryota; Fungi; Basidiomycota; Agaricomycetes; Sebacinales; Serendipitaceae.